ACCUCUGCUGUGACCACAGUGAGAGCACAUCGGCGGGUCCUUUGAGUCCAGCGUGUUGUUGGUCAUCUCUAAGCAGGGCGCCAUGCCUACCGUGGUCUUGAUGGACGUGUCUCUGUCCAUGACGCGGCCGGUGUCGCUGGACGGCAGCGAUGAGUUCCAGAGGAAGAACCUGGCUGUCCACGGACUAAACAUGUUGUUUGAACACAUGGCCUCAAACUACCGCUUGGAGUUCACCUCGCUGAUGGCUUUUUCUUCCCUGUGGGAGCUCUUGGUGCCUUUCACCAGAGAUUACAAUACAUUACAGGAGGCUCUGAGCACCCUGGAAGACUAUGACAAGACAUGUGUAGAAGGCGCUCUUAAUGGAGUUAGUAACGUGGUUCAGCAGGAGUGGGGCAGUGCCUGUCCCUGCCAGGUGGUGCUAGUUACUGAUGGAUCUCUUGGUAUUGGAAAGGGUUCCUUACGCCACUCCCUCCAAACACGGAAGCAUCGAGGGGAUGACAAGAAGUUCCCACUCCCUUUCCCUUUCCCUACCAAACUGUUCAUCAUGUCUGUAGCCAAUGCAGAGGAGUUGCAGAUGACUGAUGCCAUGGACAACUUGGAGGAGCUACUUCGUCUCAGCGGAGGGGAUGGACAGAUCUUUACCAUGGAGGGACCACUUUGCAUGAAGAGUGUGCAGGCCAUGUUUGGGAGGCUGAUUGAUCACGCGUACUCUCCCUUCCAUGCUGUCCUGCACUGUGGGAACUUGUCCUCAGACGUCCAGGUGUUCCCUCGGCCUGAGCCUAUUGUGAUGGAUGAAGAGGUGGAGCCCAUGCCCCGAUCAGUCAAUAUAGAUUUGGAAAUUGUGGGCUUCAUUGAAAUUGCUGACAUUGCCAGUCCUCCUGUUAUUUCCAGACACUUGGUAUUACCUAUUAAUGUAAACAAAGAGGUGGAUGAAGUUGGCACAGGAGCCACAGAUGAGCUCGAGGAGGAACCCUCUGCCAGUCAAAUGGCAGGCAAAAGCCCAAAUUUCUGUGUACUUUUACAUGGCAGCCUUAAAGUAGAGGGCAUGGUGGCACUGGUUCAGCUGGGGCCAGAGUGGUAUGGCAUGCUGUACUCCCAAGCAGACAGUAAAAAGAAAUCAAACCUGAUGAUGUCCCUGUUUGAGCCCGGUCCAGAGCCUCUGCCUUGGCUGGGCAAGAUCACUCAUUUGGGACCAAUAUCGGAGGCUGCUGAAAAUCCCUAUGGAGAAGAUGACAGUAAAAGUCCUUUCCCUCUGCAGCCGUCAGCCAAACGAAGCUACGCGCAGAACGUCACUGUCUGGAUUAAAGCCAGUGGGCUACAGACUGAUGUCCAGAAGAUCCUACGGAAUGCAAGGAAAUUGCCAGAUAAAACUCAAACCUUCUACAAGGAGCUGAACCGUCUUCGGAAGGCUGCCUUGGCGUUCGGUUUCUGGGAGCUCCUGAAGGGCGUGGCGGACCUGCUGGAGAGAGAGUGCACCCUGCUGCCGGACUCUGCCCAUCCAGAUGCUGCUUUCCAGCUCUCCCAUGCCGCACAGCAACUCAAACUGGCCAGCACUGGUGACUCCCAGUAUGCUGCUUUUGAUCACAACAUUGCUCCCAUGCACACAGACUUCUCCAGCUGAGCCACGUCUGAAUUAGAGAAAGUUCACCCAAACGAUAGUAUCCUCCGCCUGUCUGUGUUUAAGGAAAUCAAAGGGGCUGCUUCAAGAAGCCAUCCGUGGAACCUAAAGGAGUCCAAUUGAUGACUUAAGAGUUGUUAUUUGACACUCGAACCAUGGCGAACGGUACAUAAUGAGGUUUGUAAAAUGUUAGAAUGGUCUUUUCUUUUUUUGUACUUGUUCUUUUGUAGGACUGUUUUCACAAAUUGUCCAGAUAAGUUUUUAUUCAGUCUCAAAUAACAUUUACAGGAAACCUGUGAAAUGACUGUUAUUGGCAUUUAAAAUUCAGGUAAAAAUUAUUAAAUAAAUCAGGGAAGGCAUACAAAGUCUACAUAGCAAGAUAUUAUUGUACAGAAUUAACAAUUCUUUGAUUUCAGAAGGCCCCAGUGUAAUUUCCCCUGAGUUUUGUUGUACGGUUUAAAAAUCUGGAAUGUUAACAAAUGUAAGUAUUUGUUCAGAACGUUGUUCGUCAUUCAUACAAAAUAACUAAUAGUAGCAAUAUCACUGCAAAAAAAACACAUUAAAAGAAAAUUAAUCAAUA
Pseudoliparis swirei is the source of this 2198-nucleotide messenger RNA. RefSeq names its product integrator complex subunit 14 (gene ints14). Gene Ontology annotation, biological process: snRNA 3'-end processing. The transcript has 12 exons. Bases 83 to 1621 code for a protein of 512 amino acids. Lineage: Eukaryota; Metazoa; Chordata; Actinopteri; Perciformes; Liparidae. Gene Ontology annotation, cellular component: integrator complex. The record is from RefSeq and is a predicted model, not a curated record.